ACUCUAAAGUCGGUUUUCAUUUCUCCAACAUCACCCGCCAUUUCAAAACCCUAACCUGCAACGUUCGUCUUUCUUCAAUUUCCUCUCAAAUUUCCCCAAUUCUCUGUUCCAUUUUCUCCAGAAAUUUCAUAUCAUUUAUCAUUCACCUAAUUAAUUCUUAGAAAACUUCCUUCAUAUCAACAAUUCUUCUAAUUCAUCUGAAAAUUUGCAGAUUUUUUUUGUUAAAACACUAAAUCAAAAUCGUCAGAAAAUGCCGAUAAAUCUGACGCGAAAUUCGCUUGCAGCUAUAAUGGACGGCGAUAUCAAUUCCAAACCUCUGGUUCAGGUUCUGGACAUCAGGCUCAUUAGUUCAAACCAGGAACGGUACCGUUUGAUGUUAUCCGACGCCGUUUCGACUCAUCAAGCGAUGAUUGCUGUUCAGCUUAACGACCGCGUUAAUUCCGGCCAAGUUCGUAAAGGCUCAGUUAUUCAAUUGCUUGAGUAUAUUUGUAGUGCUGUUAAAGAUCGCAAGAUUAUCGUCAUCCUCAAUAUGGAAAUUAUUAUGCCUGAUUGUGAGAUUAUAGGGAAUCCAGUGAUGACCACUGGAGCCGACUCUUCUGUUGGAUAUGCAUUGCCUAAUAAUAAUCCUUCUAAUCCUGUUAGAGGAAGCAAUACACGAAUGGCAGCACCAAGUAACAGUUACAACACACAGAAUUUCAGACCCACUAUUCAGCCUGCAUACCAGCCACCCCCUAGUUACAAAAAUCAUGGUCCUGUUGUGAAGAAUGAGGCACCAGCACGUAUACUUCCAAUUGCUGCAUUAAAUCCUUAUCAGGGUCGUUGGGCUAUUAAAGCAAGAGUCACAGCUAAAGGUGAUCUUCGCCGUUAUAACAACGCUAAAGGUGACGGGAAGGUGUUUUCCUUUGAUCUCCUUGAUUCAGAUGGUGGUGAGAUUCGUGUUACAUGCUUUAAUGCUGUUGUUGACCGCUUUUAUGAUGUUAUAGAGAUUGGAAAGGUUUAUAUGAUCUCAAAGGGUUCCCUAAAACCUGCUCAGAAAAACUUUAAUCAUUUGAAGAAUGAGUGGGAAAUUUUUCUGGAAGCAACUUCUACUGUUGAUCUUUGCCCAGAUGAAGAUGUUUCAAUACCCAAACAACAGUUUAGCUUCCGACCUAUCAGCGAAAUUGAGACUGUUGAAAACAAUUCCAUUUUAGACAUCAUCGGUGUUGUAAUAUCGGUCAAUCCUUCCGUCCCCAUAAUGAGGAAGAACGGGAUGGAAACACAAAGAAGAAAUAUAAAUUUGAAAGAUAUGUCAGGAAGAAGCAUAGAGCUGACCCUUUGGGGAGAUAUCUGCAACCGAGAAGGUCAAGAGGUGCAAGAAUUAGUUGAUUCCGGGUACUUUCCUGUCUUAGCUGUGAAGGCUGCAAAGGUCAAUGAUUUCAGUGGGAAAUCCGUGGGUACAAUUUCUUCAACCCAGCUCUUUAUUAACCCUGAUAUUCCCGAAGCUCACAGUUUGGCUGAGUGGUUUCAUCAGGGAGGAAAGGAUUGUGCUUCCCAGUCAAUCUCAAGAGAUGUUAUGCCUCUUGGAGGAAAGAAUGAUGUGCGCAAAACUAUUUCCCAGAUCAAGGAUGAAGGUCUUGGGAGAUCAGAAAAACCAGACUGGGUUACAGUUAAGGCCACUUUAUCAUUCAUCAAAACAGAUAACUUUUGUUACACAGCGUGCCCGUUGAUGAUUGGUGAUAGACAAUGCAAUAAGAAAGUCACAAGAUCGGGAAAUUCAAGAUGGGUUUGUGAUCGGUGUAACCAAGAAUUCGAGGAGUGUGAUUACCGCUACUUGCUCCAAGCACAGAUUCAGGAUCAUUCAGGUGUGGCAUGGGUAACUGCUUUCCAAGAAACUGGGGAAGAGAUCUUGGGUUGCCCUGCGAAAGAGUUGUACGCUUUGAAAUCUGAAGAGCAAGAUGAUGAUAGGUUUGCUGAGGCUAUUCGUAGUAAGAUCUUUGUUCCGUUCCUUUUCAAGCUUAAGAUAAAAGAAGAAACCUAUGGUGAAGAGCAGCGAGUAAAAACAACAGUAGUGAGAGCAGAUCGACUGGAUUAUGCAGCAGAAAGCAGGUAUCUGCUUGAUACAAUGACAAAGCUCCGUCGACGAUGAGUGUCAACUAUCAAGGUUUAUGAUCGAAGAAUGUGGUCGUCACCUCCUCGUCGCCGCCCCUCCUGAACCCUAGCAACCUUUAUUCUCGAAGAAGUGAAGGAGGCGAUCCGGAUCUCCACCGGUAUCGACGUUUUUCAACACCGUCAAGAAAGGCGAUUGAAGCUGCAAGGCCAUUGAAGUUUUAGUGUGUAAUCAGGGGGUUUCAACACCACAUGUCUCAUUGUCUUAUUAUUGCGUUGAUCCCGU
This is a messenger RNA of Spinacia oleracea (spinach), 2371 nucleotides long. RefSeq names its product replication protein A 70 kDa DNA-binding subunit A. The transcript is spliced from 3 exons. The record is from RefSeq and is a predicted model, not a curated record. The coding region runs from base 251 to 2125 and encodes 624 amino acids. Gene Ontology annotation, molecular function: single-stranded telomeric DNA binding; damaged DNA binding. Gene Ontology annotation, biological process: telomere maintenance via telomerase; double-strand break repair via homologous recombination; DNA replication. NCBI's taxonomy places the organism in Eukaryota, Viridiplantae, Streptophyta, Magnoliopsida, Caryophyllales, Amaranthaceae. Gene Ontology annotation, cellular component: DNA replication factor A complex; nucleus.